AUUAUCGGAUUAUAAAUAUAUAUAUAUAAAUUCCUAUAUACUCUUCUAUAACCAGACACAAUCUCUUCAUCUCUUCUGCACUUAUGCAGGAAAAUUUGCAGGGAACAUAAUAGAGGUUUGGAUACGUAAGAGGUGAAUUAGCCAACAAGUCCUUUGAAAUUUUAUUGGAGAGUAGUCUUUGAAUCAAGAAGCAGCUUUUUGUUACCAUGUCUGAUACUUCUAAAGAACGUUCUCUUGGGGAGACGCCGACAUGGGCUGUUGCUGUGGUCUGUCUUGUGAUGAUUGCUAUUUCAAUCUUCAUCGAGAAAGUGAUUCAUUUCAUAGAAAAGUGGUUCAAGAAGAUACACAAGCCAGCUCUUGUGGAAGCUCUUGAAAAGAUUAAAGAAGAGCUGAUGCUUAUGGGAUUUAUAUCUUUGCUGCUAACUGUACUACAAGGUCCUAUCUCCGGAAUCUGCGUUUCGGAGAGUAUUGCAUCCACCUGGCAUCCUUGCAACAAGAAGAAGGGAAACAGCAAGACAGAAACAGAUUCUAGUAAUAAUCGUCGAAGACUUUUUCAGUUCCUAGAUUCUGGAGCAAGUAAUAGACGUGUUUUAGCAGCAAAAUCUGGGGAUAAAUGCGCAGACGAGGGUAAAGUAACCUUAAUAUCAGCAUAUGGGAUUGACCAGCUCCACUAUUUCAUCUUUGUAUUAGCAGUUUUCCAUGUUCUCUACUGCAUAAUCACAUAUAUUUUGGGCAGAACCAAGAUGAGAAAAUGGAAGACUUGGGAGAACGAGACAAGGACAAUUGAGUACCAAUACCAUAAUGAUCCAGAGAGGUUUAGGUUUGCAAGGGAUACAUCAUUCGGAAAAAGACAUCUGAAGUUAUGGAGCCGUUCGACAGUUUUCGUUUGGAUUGUGUGUUUCUUUAGACAAUUCUUUGGAUCAGUCACCAAGGUUGAUUACCUGACACUCAGACAUGGAUUUAUCAUGGCACAUUUACCACCCGGAAGCGAAACAAGUUUUGACUUCCAGAAAUACAUUAACAGAUCACUUGAAGAUGACUUCAAAAGUGUGGUGGGGAUCAGUCCACUCAUAUGGUUCCUUGCCUGUUUGAUGAUGUUAACCAGCACAAAUGGUUGGUAUGCUUAUCUGUGGUUACCAUUCAUCCCCCUAGUUGUAAUUUUGGUAAUAGGGGCUAAGCUACAAGUGAUCAUAACUAAAAUGGGGCUAAGGAUUCAAGAGAGAGGAGAUGUAGUUAAGGGUGCUCCGGUGGUUCAACUGGGCGAUGACCUCUUCUGGUUCGGUCGCCCACGCCUCAUUCUCUUCCUUAUUCACUUGGUUCUCUUUCAGAAUGCAUUUCAGCUGGCUUUCUUCAUUUGGAGUGUGUGGAAAAUUGGACCUGACUCUUGUUACCAUGAUCGCAUAGAAGACAUUGUAAUCAAAGUCACAAUGGGGGUCAUCAUACAAGUUCUCUGCAGUUAUGUGACUCUGCCUCUGUAUGCUCUAGUGACACAGAUGGGUUCUAGCAUGAGGCCAACCAUCUUUAACGACCGAGUAGCGACAGCGCUCAAGAACUGGCACCAUACAGCCAAAAAACAUGCUAAACACAGCAAACAUUCUGAGUCUCAUACACCAAUGUCAAGCAGGACAGCAACUCCAACAUACGGCAUGUCGCCUGUCCAUCUCUUGCAUAACUACCGUAGCAGUACUGCUCCUGAUAGCUUGCAGAAUUCUCCAAGAAAUUAUAACUAUGACGCAGAUAAUUGGGACCCUGAAGCACUGAACACAAUGCAAAACCUGGAAUCUGAUGAUUCCUCUCAUGACAAUGAACAUCCUGAGGUUGAGGACCAAAUUCAAAGCAUUCAAGUUGAAGAGCCAAACUCAAAUUCAAUAUUGCAAUUGCCUCAAGGAACCCAACAUGAAACUGGUUCAAGGGAGUUUACAUUCAGGAAUUGAUGAAGCAUACUUGGAAUUAAGAUUAUUUUGCAGGCUAAAUCUUGUUUAUUGCAAGUGUACAUUACUUGUACAUGAGAAUACAAGGAGAGGAGAAUUCUGAUGGGUUUUACUCCAGCCGAGUAGUGCAACUACCAUAAGGUUAAGCCAGUGAUGGAGGCUGAAAUAAUUCAAGAUACCAGAUUUCUCGGAUUUCUUUUCUCUUGUUUUUAUGUAUUUUAAGGCAUCACAUUGUAUUUGUCUUAUUUUUAUUUUGAGAUCAAAGAUCUUGUAUUUAUACUGUAAAGUACUUCUUUUUCAAUAAUUUUUUUUUUUUCAAGAA
Molecule: messenger RNA, 2253 nt
Organism: Manihot esculenta (cassava)
Lineage: Eukaryota; Viridiplantae; Streptophyta; Magnoliopsida; Malpighiales; Euphorbiaceae
Product: MLO-like protein 12
Exons: 15
Coding region: 207-1934 (575 amino acids)
Biological process (GO): defense response
Cellular component (GO): membrane
Source: RefSeq, a predicted model, not a curated record